Molecule: messenger RNA, 1111 nt
Organism: Varanus komodoensis (Komodo dragon)
Lineage: Eukaryota; Metazoa; Chordata; Lepidosauria; Squamata; Varanidae
Gene: HEY1
Product: hes related family bHLH transcription factor with YRPW motif 1
Exons: 5
Coding region: 158-1111 (317 amino acids)
Biological process (GO): circulatory system development; regulation of neurogenesis; Notch signaling pathway
Cellular component (GO): nucleus
Molecular function (GO): RNA polymerase II cis-regulatory region sequence-specific DNA binding; protein dimerization activity; DNA-binding transcription factor activity, RNA polymerase II-specific
Source: RefSeq, a predicted model, not a curated record
UGGGAACGGGAUGGGGGAGACGGAGCCAGAAGGCGAGUGACGGCGGCGAGUGCGUUGAGCUGGCACCGGGAAAUCGCCACCCAACCCACUUCUUCGCACAGGCGGGAGGCAAAGCGUUCUCUUUCUCUCCCGGCUGGUCGCGCAGAAGCGUGCGAAAAUGAAACGGGGGCACCCGGACUACAGCUCCUCCGAUAGCGAGGAGCUGGAUGAACCCAUCGAGGUGGAGAAGGAGAGCGCGGACGAGAAUGGAAACUUGAGCUCUGCUCCAGGGUCAAUGUCUCCAACAACCACUUCCCAGAUCCUGGCUCGUAAAAGACGCCGAGGAAUAAUUGAAAAGCGUCGCCGUGAUCGGAUCAACAACAGCCUAUCUGAGCUAAGGCGUCUGGUGCCUAGUGCCUUUGAAAAGCAGGGUUCAGCUAAAUUGGAGAAGGCAGAAAUCCUACAAAUGACUGUAGAUCAUCUGAAAAUGUUGCAUACAGCAGGAGGAAAAGGCUAUUUUGAUGCCCACGCUCUUGCUAUGGACUACCGGAGCCUAGGUUUUCGAGAGUGCUUGGCUGAAGUAGCCCGCUAUCUUAGCAUUAUUGAGGGUCUGGACAUGUCUGAUCCUCUUCGUGUCCGUCUUGUUUCUCACCUGAAUAACUAUGCCUCUCAACGGGAAGCAGCGAGUAAUUCACACUCAGGGCUUGGACAGAUUCCUUGGGGUGGUGCCUUUGGACAUCAUCCCCAUAUUUCCCAUCCAUUGCUUCUGCCUCAGAAUGGGCAUGCUACUACAAACGGGGCAUCCUCCUCCUCAGAAGGCCACCAUCAGAGCAGAAGUGCUGCUUCUCACACUGAGUCAUCUUCACUGAGAGCACCACCUAAUGGCAGCAUUGGACCAGUGCUUCCUGUGGUCACUUCUGCCUCUAAACUCUCUCCUCCCUUGCUGUCUUCCAUGGCCUCCUUGUCUGCAUUUCCCUUUUCUUUCAGUUCAUUCCAUCUGUUGUCCCCUAAUGCUCUCAGUCCACCUACACCACCACAGUCAGCCAGCCUUGGCAAACCCUACAGUGAAGAAAGGAUGAAUGAACUGCCACAAAAUAAGGAGAAAAUUAAGAAGGGAAAAGUGCUCUUUUGA